This is a messenger RNA of Cynoglossus semilaevis (tongue sole), 4385 nucleotides long. RefSeq names its product methylenetetrahydrofolate dehydrogenase (NADP+ dependent) 1 like (gene mthfd1l). Bases 475 to 3366 code for a protein of 963 amino acids. Lineage: Eukaryota; Metazoa; Chordata; Actinopteri; Pleuronectiformes; Cynoglossidae. Gene Ontology annotation, biological process: tetrahydrofolate interconversion. Gene Ontology annotation, molecular function: methylenetetrahydrofolate dehydrogenase (NADP+) activity; methenyltetrahydrofolate cyclohydrolase activity; formate-tetrahydrofolate ligase activity. The transcript is spliced from 27 exons. The record is from RefSeq and is a predicted model, not a curated record. Gene Ontology annotation, cellular component: cytosol.
UAUUGAGUUAAUGUGUGCGAAAAUAAAAACAGCUAAAUCGUCCAAAAAUGAAUGUAGGUCAAAUUCUAUGAACCUAUUUGACCAGCCAGUAUUUGUAAACUUGCUGCAUUCAUGUGUUCCACGGAUUUUUACGUUCUACUAUUAAAAGUAGUGUGGUUUUCUUAAUUACCAAAGCACCCACUCCAUUCAGUCACUUUGGUUUUUGAAUCAUUUUUAAAAAACAAUAAUGUUUUAAACCAGACGAAUGCGAUUAAAACCAAAAAGUUGUCUGUAAAAGGUGUCGAUAAAAACUGCGCGCGACGCACAGUGCUUACAUUUCCAACAGUCCCAGAACACACCGUACCUCCGCUGACCUGGACAUCCGCCACCAUCACAACUUUCUUAUUGUCCCUCCCGCAGGAGGUUGGAGCCACCGAUCACUACCUCAAGAAUAUACAGAAAGUCUGAUCUGAUCCUGACACAAGCUAAAAUAAUAUGAAGCUCUCGUUGCUCCGUAGUGCCUAUGGCAGUAUAAGGAUACAUCCAGGAAGCAGAGUCAGCGGUGUGUCGCGAAGAUGCUUGCUGGCCACUGGUGCCAAAUACCGGUUAGUUUUCCGGGAAGCCAGCACCUCCACCAGCGGCGGUCCCAGUCCGAAAAUAGCGGUCAACUCCGGGAUAAAGUUCUGGAAGGAUGAUGAUUUGGACUGUGACACAGUUCUGAAGAAAGCAGUUGAGAGCACCAAUGAGGCCAUGUUGGCUCUGCAGAGGAGAAGUCGCUCUGUCCAACCCAUGUUAGCCAUUAUACAGGCAGGGGAAGAAGACAAGCUAUUGGAGAUCAAUAAGAAAAUGGCAGAAAAGUUUGGUUUGAACAUCACUCAAAUUUGCCUGGCAGAGGACUGCAGCGAGGACGAGGUCAUAGAGGAAGUGUUGAAACUUAAUGAGGACCCCAGGGUGCACGGCAUCUACCUCCACCUUCCCCCGGCUUCACUCACAAGUCGUGUGCUUGACACCCUGAAACCUGAGAAGGACGUAGAUGGCAUAACAGAUCUAAAUUUGGGGCGCCUGGUUCGUGGAGACUUGAGCAGAGGCUUUGUCUCUCCAAUGGUUUCUGCAGAUGCACCUCUGAAAGGUAAGACGGUCUUGUUGGUUGGAGAGGGCGGACCCUUUGACUGUGCUCUGCAGAGUCUGAUAGAGAAAAAUGGAAUGACUGCUGUCAAGAUUGCAUGGUGCUCCAGGAGCCUUCAGAGUCAGGUGAUGCAGGCUGAUGCUGUGGUCUUAUCUGGAGUGGGAAGUAGGAUUGUCCCACCCACCUGGUUUAAGCCAGAUGCUUCUGUUAUUUGCUGCGAGUCCACUCUGGAGCCAGGUGAUGGUGCAAUCGACACUUUCUCUAAGGCUGAAUUGUCGUACCUCACAGCAGUGUACAGAACACAGAAUGUGGUGCACAGCUGCAGUCGGUGGAUCCAGGAGAAGCAGUACCGACCCUGGAGUUUACGCCGCCUGGCACUACAGCCACUCACACCUGUACCAAGAGAUAUAGAAAUCUCCAGAGCUCAGGUGCCCAAACCAGUGAAUCAAUUGGCUGAGGAGAUUGGUUUGCUGCCGGAGGAGCUUGAAGCCUACGGCAGAAACAAAGCCAAGGUCCAACUUUCCGUACUAGACCGCCUUCAAACACAGCCCGAUGGAAAAUAUAUACUGGUUGCAGGAAUAACCCCCACUCCACUUGGUGAAGGAAAAAGCACAGUGACCAUUGGUCUGGUCCAGGCCCUGUCGGCCCAUCUUAGGCUCAACUCCUUCGCCUGUCUCCGACAGCCCUCCCAGGGACCCACCUUUGGGGUUAAAGGGGGAGCUGCAGGAGGGGGAUAUGCCCAGGUCAUUCCCAUGGAGGAGUUUAACCUCCACCUGACCGGUGACAUCCAUGCCAUCACUGCUGCCAACAACCUGGUUGCAGCAGCCAUUGAUGCCAGGAUGUUUCACGAGACGACACAGUCGGACAAGGCGCUGUUUUAUCGACUUGUCCCGACAGUGAAUGGAGUGAGAAAGUUUUCACCCAUUCAGAUCUCCAGGUUACAUCGUCUUGGCAUCAAGAAAACGGAGCCAGCUUCUUUAACACCGGAGGAAGUUAGCGCCUUUGUCCGCCUUGAUCUUGACCCUUCGAAAAUCACCUGGCAGAGAGUUCUUGACACAAACGACCGUUUCUUGAGGAAGAUCACAGUUGGCCAGGCCAGCACCGAGAAGGGACAGAUGAGAGAAACUGGGUUCGACAUUGCAGUGGCCAGUGAGAUCAUGGCCAUCCUGGCUCUGGCAGACAGCCUGGAGGACAUGAAAAACAGACUGGCUCGUAUAGUGGUGGGGACCAGCCGCUCUGGGCAGCCCGUCACCACAGAGGACCUGGGUGUGAGCGGAGCGCUGGCUGUCCUCAUGAAAGACGCCAUCAAACCCACACUGAUGCAGACCCUGGAGGGUACUCCGGUGUUUGUCCAUGCUGGGCCCUUUGCCAACAUCGCCCAUGGCAACUCCUCAGUGCUGGCAGACAAGCUGGCUUUGAAGUUGGUGGGACAGGACGGCUUUGUCGUAACUGAAGCCGGUUUUGGAGCCGACAUCGGGAUGGAGAAAUUCUUCAACAUCAAAUGCCGCGCAUCAGGUUUGCGACCUAACGUGGUGGUACUGGUUGCAACAGUCCGUGCCCUGAAGAUGCACGGAGGAGGUCCAAACGUAUCGGCAGGUUCGCCUCUUCCUAAGGAGUACAUUGAUGAGAAUCUGGGUCUGGUUGCUGGUGGCUGCCACAGUAACCUGAGAAAGCAGAUCCAGAUCACUCAUCUGUUUGGAGUACCAGUAGUGGUGGCACUCAACGUCUUCAAGACAGACACCCAGGCAGAGAUCGACCUCGUGUGUCAGAUUGCAAAAGAGUGCGGAGCGUUUGAUGCCGUGCCAUGUCAUCACUGGUCGCAGGGCGGUCUGGGGUCAGUGGAGCUGGCCCAGGCUGUGGAGGAAGCUGCCAGGACACCCAGCAACUUCCAGUUCCUGUACGACACAGAGAUGCCUAUUACAGAGAAGAUUAGAACCAUUGCACAACGGGUGUACGGAGCAGACGACAUUGAGCUGUCUGCAGAAGCUCAAGCCAAGGUGGAUUACUACGACCAGCAGGGCUACAGCUCACUGCCCAUUUGCAUGGCCAAGACCCAUCUCUCCUUGUCCCACAUGCCUGACAAGAAGGGGGCGCCCACAGGCUUCAUUCUGCCAAUCAGAGACGUACGUGCCAGUGUCGGCGCAGGCUUCAUCUACCCACUUGUGGGAACGAUGAGCACCAUGCCUGGUCUGCCAACUCGACCUUGCUUCUACGACAUUGACCUGGACCCCAUCACAGAGGAGAUCACCGGGCUCUUCUGAGCACGCGUCAAGCAUUGCUGCGAUAGCAGAUGGUAGCGACUUGGCCGCGUUUCUUCGUGUCUUUCUGAUGGAGCCGGCGUUGUGCCUUCAUUAAUAUUUUACAAGCGGCCAUUGUCUUUUAUAACUUGUUACAUGAGACGUAUUUCCUCCCUGGAGUUUACUUCAGUUUAUUACACUCACUCUGUGCCAAAGUCUCCAGUCAAUGAGGCUGCGCUCCCUGACUCUCACACACUCUCAUCUAUCAACCGCCUGAUGGCCCAAGCUCAGCUGUGUUUGUGCAGUCCUGUAAUAGAACAUGUACAUUAUGGGAUGUGCAGGACAAGAAUGUACAGCGUGUUUCCUACUUUACAGUCUUCUUUAAAGAUUAAAAAUAUUCAUCAAAAAAUAAACCAGUUCAUUAAAUGCCAAAGAAGAAUUAGCAGAGCCAUGAGUCUAAGAACAGUUAGUGUUUCAUAUGAUUAAUUUAAUACACUGUGUUAACAUUUCUUCUUUUGAAGAAAAAAAAUAUCAGUACAAGGAUGCUGCAGUUUUAUAACCGUAACAUUUUAACUGAAAAUGCUAAUUUACGCACAAUAUCAUUACUAUAUUAUUAUUAUUAACAUGCAUUUAUAUCUGUUUUUUUUUAUUUUCUUGACCAGUCCAAGCUGCUGAACUGCCCAUGAAAAACACUAGUUGCGCUCUUAAUACUUGAAGAUGCAGUGUCAAAGAUUAUUAUCAUGUGAUAAAAUGUGUACGUGUCCACUGUGGAUAUGUCUUGUUUCACUGUGUUUUAUCAUAUUAGUCAAAGUGUUUUCCUUUUCAACAGACACAAUGCGUCUUAACUCUACAUUGUUUUGUUUUUAAAAUGUUGCUUUGACAAAUGCCACCCAUUGUUUUGACUGUCAGUAACUGUCCUAUUGCUUCAUUUGUGUGUGAUGUAAGAACAUGUCAGGUCACCAAGUAUUCAUAUAAAGUAUUCCUUUGGAUUACAGUUGCCUUAAAAGACCAACAGUUCUUCCAAAUAAACCUUUUAUUUACUU